Molecule: messenger RNA, 342 nt
Organism: Yamadazyma jaroonii
Lineage: Eukaryota; Fungi; Ascomycota; Pichiomycetes; Serinales; Debaryomycetaceae
Source: the annotation of a GenBank genome assembly
AUGUCUUCAAUUGAAUGGGUAGUAUUAGUUUUCGAUAAACCAAACGUCGAUAGGUCUAAAAUUAGACCAGUUCAUUUACAAAAGAUCCCACCAACCGUCAAUGGCGGGAUUGUUAAAGCUGCUGGGGCAUUUUUCCAUGAUAUCGAAAAAACUAAAUUUGCCGGAAGUACCUAUCAUUUAAUGGCUAAAAACAAAGAAGAAAUCAUUGAGUUCUUAAAGAAAGAUCCUUACUAUGAAGCUGGGAUUUGGGACAUUGAUUCAGUUGUUGCUUAUCCAGCCGGAAUUGCCGUUAGAACUCCCAAAACUAUUCCUGGUAUCGAUGAGGAACUUUUCAAAUUAUAG